AGAGUUCCAAAUUCCAUUGCCCACCCUCUCAUGUCCAGCCGAACUUGAAUUCAUUCUAAAGGGUCCUUCUCCUCCAAAGCACACUCCUCUUUAUGGAAAACGUCAGCUGCUGUUCAAAAAAAAGAAAAAUGGUCCAAGCCAAAACGUGGAUACUGACCAAGCACUUUGACGGCUUUCCCAAGAAGAGCGACUUUGAACUGAAGCUUGAGCAACUACCAGAGCCUAAAGAUGGAGAGGUAAUGCUGGAGGCUGUUUUUCUAAGUGUGGACCCAUACAUGAGGCCAUUCAGUAGAGUCCGCAUGAACGAAGGCGAGGUCAUGAUUGGAGCUCAAGUGGCCAAGGUGAUUGAAAGCAAUAACGCAGCGUUUGCGGUGGGCAGCCAUGUGAUGGGUUACUGCGGCUGGAGGACCCACACCGUGUGCGACACAACCGGCCUGACUCCCGUCAUGGCGGACUGGCCUGAAGACGUCUCCCUGUCCCUGGCCUUGGGUGCCAUCGGUGCUUCGGGGCUGACGGCCCUGUACGGCCUGGAGGAGGUCCUGGGGCUCCAGGCCGGGGAGACCCUGCUGGUCAACGCGGCGUCCGGGGCGGUGGGCUCCGUGGUGGGGCAGAUCGCCAAGAUCAAGGGCUGCCGCGUGGUGGGCUCGGCCGGCUCUGACGCCAAGGUGGCCUUCCUCAAGGAGCUGGGCUUCGACCGGACCAUCAACUACAAGACCGUGGGCUCUCUGGACCAGGCGCUGAGGGAGGCGGCGCCGGAAGGAUACGACUGCUACUUUGAGAACGUGGGAGGGCCGUUCUCCAGUGUAGCUUUGCCACUGAUGAACGACUUUGGACGAAUAGCUGUGUGUGGAGGCAUCUCCUUGUACAAUGACACCACACCACAGACAGGCCCGUACCAACACCUGACCAUAAUCUAUAAGCAGCUCAAGAUGGAGGGGUUCCUUGUGACCAGAUUUGAACACAAACAUCCAGAAUCUCUCAAAAGACUGAUGGCAUGGAUGAAGGAGGGAAAAUUGCAAUGCCGAGAGCACAUCACGGAAGGCUUUGACAACAUGCCUGCUGCCUUCAUGGGCAUGCUACAGGGGGAGAACACGGGCAAAGCCAUCAUCAAAGUCUGACACGGAGGAGAUGGGUGGAAGAAGUGUUUUUUUGUCCAAACUGCUCACUAUCAAACCUGCUCAAAACCUGAUGAUCUGUUUUAUAGAAUCCCUGGUCUUUCCCUAGAAAGGAGUUAAUGCCUAAGGCUCAAAUAAACUCCUUGUGCUUCUGCUAAUUUUUUUAUUUAUUUUUUACAAUAUUUACAUCUAACGUUAUGAACUGGUAUUCAUUCUAAACCACAGCAGUUUUAUUUUGUGUGCGUUUGUGUUCUGUAAACACUUUCUAAUUCUAAAUGUAACAUUAAAGCGUGUUACACUCGCUUUAAUGUUAGGGUUUACACUCAUUUGCAUAUCAGGCACUUCAAUGCAAAGAGGCAGACUCAAAGAUACGUCUCUCAUUGUACCUUGAGAGGACCUUUAAAUCAAUCAAACACUACCAUUUUUUUAAACCAAUUUAUUUUUAAUCUUUGAUUUAUAAUGAGAAUAAGAAUAAUGUAUUAUUAGACACCGAUUCAGUGUCAUAGGUGGGGGCGUGGUUUGUGAAAAGUGCCGAGAGCCUAGUUGUGUGUAGUUUGACUAUUUACUAUAUGACCCUCUGUAGACGAUGUAACCAACCGUUUUUUAAACUGUAUACCUCUCAUUUCCAAUUAUUGUCACAAACAAGUUACAUUUGUCUCAAAAGGGUUGAAAUAAGAUACGAUUACAAAAAAAAAGCUAGGCACACCCAGAAUCAUAACAUUGCUAUGCUAUUGGACGUUUAAGCUUUCAUUCAACUAUUCACCAGGACCGAAGGAUUUUGUCUAGUCAUUGUGACUCAGGAAUUAUCCUCUGAGUCGACUUAAAUAAAAUGCAGCAUAUACUUGAUGCCAACAUAUAUGGUAGCUUUUAUAAUGGCAAAGACAUACUAUUCUUUUUCAUAAUUUCUUUAUAAAACAAUAUUUAAUUUUUCGGACAUGGUUUUGAUUAAUAAAGUUGAAGAUUUAAACAAGGGAACCCGCUGCAAAUGCGAUUUUUUUUAAAUAUCCAACAGAAAU
Molecule: messenger RNA, 2131 nt
Organism: Gadus chalcogrammus (walleye pollock)
Lineage: Eukaryota; Metazoa; Chordata; Actinopteri; Gadiformes; Gadidae
Product: prostaglandin reductase 1-like
Exons: 9
Coding region: 93-1118 (341 amino acids)
Biological process (GO): prostaglandin metabolic process
Cellular component (GO): cytoplasm
Molecular function (GO): 2-alkenal reductase [NAD(P)H] activity; 15-oxoprostaglandin 13-reductase [NAD(P)+] activity
Source: RefSeq, a predicted model, not a curated record